AGGCAGGCUUGGGGGGGCUCCUCACUUUUUGCUUGGUAGAGCUUGUAAAAAUGGGAAGGCAACCUUGUUGUGAUAAGGUUGGAUUGAAGCGAGGCCCUUGGACAAUUGAGGAAGAUCACAAGCUCAUUAACUUCAUCCUCAACAAUGGCAUCCAUUGCUGGAGAAUGGUUCCUAGGCUUGCAGGAUUGCUACGAUGUGGGAAAAGUUGCAGAUUAAGAUGGAUUAAUUAUCUAAGGCCAGAUCUUAAGAGAGGCGGAUUCACAGAAGCAGAAGAGAAUGAAAUCAUUCAACUUCAUUCGCGUCUUGGUAACAGGUGGUCUAAGAUUGCUGCACAUUUUCCCGGCCGCACAGACAAUGAAAUCAAGAACCACUGGAAUACGCGAAUCAAGAAGAGGUUAAACCUGCUUGGCUUAGACCCUGUGACUCACAAGCCAAUUGAGAAAAAAGGAAAUAGUGGUGACAAAAAUGAGGCAGCAUUAGAAUCAACUUUACCAAAAGGACGAGAGGAUAGCAUGGAGGUUAAUUCCAUGGAUAAUUAUAAUUAUACUAACAAGGAUUCUCUGGGAACAGAGGAGAAAAGGGAUAAAGUGGAAUUAAACUUGGAUGAAACUGAUGAUCUGCUAAACAAUUAUGAUAUUUGCUGGGGUAGCUUGGAUUUUGGAUCAUGGAUGAACCAAGAAACGAACACUAAUACUCCCUAUAGUCCUUCAUUUUCUUUGGAAAACUCCAGCAACCCCUCUGUGGGUGAAUCCCCUCUCUACAAGAAUGGAAUGGAAGUACUGUGGAUUCCAUACUCUCAUGGGAUGGCUUCAGUUAUCUAGAACAGGAAAUUUUCUUCUUGUAAAUCAGCAAAUGAAUAUACUCCCAUCUGUCCCCUAAGCAUCUUUGGUUUCUUUUUGGAUGAAAAAGUGUCAUUAGCUUUGUGAACACUAAGCAAGAACAUUGCUAGUGUGAAGAUGAUAAUUGUGAGUUUCUAUCCAGUAAGGAACUGUUCAUUCCUUUCUUUCACUUUGAUCCACCUCCGACCAGCGGGGCUUAAAGCUUUG
Juglans microcarpa x Juglans regia is the source of this 1046-nucleotide messenger RNA. Its product is annotated as myb-related protein 315-like. The transcript has 3 exons. The record is from RefSeq and is a predicted model, not a curated record. The coding region runs from base 51 to 821 and encodes 256 amino acids. NCBI's taxonomy places the organism in Eukaryota, Viridiplantae, Streptophyta, Magnoliopsida, Fagales, Juglandaceae.